Phytophthora infestans T30-4 is the source of this 720-nucleotide messenger RNA. RefSeq lists its product as uncharacterized. The transcript has 5 exons. NCBI's taxonomy places the organism in Eukaryota, Oomycota, Peronosporomycetes, Peronosporales, Peronosporaceae. The record is from RefSeq and is a predicted model, not a curated record. Bases 1 to 720 code for a protein of 239 amino acids.
AUGAUCCGAGACGCGGCAAGCUCGAUGAUCAAGGCCUCGAUUCGUACCAAGCGACGGUCAGACGCAGAGAACGCCCAACCAAACGCUAAGUUUGGAAUGCUAAACAUCGUUGAAGAUAUAUUACCGUUCGGCUCUGAGCAGUGGCAGACCGUUGCUCAGUUCAAUACAAACAUACCUACCGGGUGGACUGAGCGAGAUGGGGAAAGCCUAAAGCGUAAGUUCCAGAAGCUCGACCAGCCUCAGGUAAUGAUGUAUGUACCGAUGAUGUCCGGCGGGCAAAGCGUCUUCAAGAGCACCCUCGACGACGACUGUCUCAAGGGAGCUGGGAUGCUUUGCGGCACUGUCGCUUCCGGUUCUAAGAACUCGCCGACUCCCAAUACCACGCCAACGACUCAGAUCAACAUGCAAUUUGCUUCCUCAACCCCGCUGCAAGCAGCAAGUCGAGUGAUUGAAAACGUGGAAAGUGAUCUGCGUUCUGACAACUGCUCCGCAGACCCGGUAAGCCCCAUGGUAACGAUUUUAAUGGCAAUGGAAGAGUGCCACGACGCACGAGAGGCGCAAUACCGGAGGGAGCGCAAAAUUUACCAGCGUCAGCGCGACGAACGUGAAUCGAGAAGCCAGCAGAUGAUGAUGUUGCUUUUAGCGCGUCUAGUAGGUGGGAGCGCUGAUUUGCUGCUCCAGCUGAACAACAACGACGAUGAAGACAAACCAGUCGCUUAA